AUGGCUAAAAGGGCUGCCGGAUUCGUAAUCUUUCGUAGAUUACGUGAUGAAAUCGAAUACCUACUACUAAAAGCAUCAUAUGGCGAUUUCCACUGGAGUUCUCCAAAGGGACAUGUAGAUCCAGGCGAAGAUGACUACACUACCGCUGUCAGAGAAACUAAAGAAGAAGCCGGGUAUUCUGAGGACGACCUUAUUAUCUACAAGGAUAAUCCAAUUACCUUAAAUUAUGAAGUGAGAGGGAAGCCAAAAACAGUAAUUUAUUGGCUAGCAGAACUGAAAGAUGUGUCGAAAGAACCUGUUCUUUCGGAGGAACAUACUGAGCUAAAAUGGUUGAAUAAAGAAUCCGCAAAGGAGAUAGUUGGAUAUAAAGAUAAUCAAGAUAUGAUCGAUAAAUUCCAUGAAACCAUUUUAACACUAUGCAACAAUAAAUAA
Musca vetustissima is the source of this 432-nucleotide messenger RNA. It is a transcript of the gene Apf, whose product is annotated as bis(5'-nucleosyl)-tetraphosphatase [asymmetrical]. Gene Ontology annotation, biological process: ATP biosynthetic process; AMP biosynthetic process. Bases 1 to 432 code for a protein of 143 amino acids. Gene Ontology annotation, molecular function: bis(5'-nucleosyl)-tetraphosphatase (asymmetrical) activity. Lineage: Eukaryota; Metazoa; Arthropoda; Insecta; Diptera; Muscidae. The record is from RefSeq and is a predicted model, not a curated record. The transcript is spliced from 2 exons.